GAAGAUGAGAUACGACGCCUUUCACUGCUAUUAUUUGCAGAGGUCAAACCGAAGUGCGUCGAGCUCAGCACUCUUACAAUGAGUCCCAAUUUCACCAAAUCACCUCAGCUAGUAUCUACCCUAGGCUCCAUAUCGCAAACGCUCCAAAGCCAUAAGAAAGACAACACAUUAGUAGAGCGUCCCUAUAUUCUUUCCAAAAACUUAGCUGACUACAUAUUCUUUCCUUUGACAGCAUUGCUCAAACAAACAAAUCUAGAUGAUGCCGUGAUCCAGCAUGUCUUGAACAUCAUAGGGUUUUUGACCAGAUUUUCCUGGAGCAGCGAUGUCAACCUCGAAUUGAUAGAUCAGUUGUAUCCAUUGGUUGUUGUUUUAAGUGGCAUUACCUCGAUGGACUCACUUGGAAACAAAUCACUAGAGCUUCGUUCCUCCACUAUUUAUUGCUUAUCCAGCAUUAUUUCAGCAAUCCCAAGCACUUACUUUAAUGACACUACGAAACCGAAACGAUUACAAUUUCUUGGAAACUCAAUCACAAUCCUUUUGACCGUGAUCACUUCUUUAAUAAAUCCCACUUCACAAGAACAGAGUUCAUUAGUCGAAGAAUCUUUGGAAUCACUUGAUCUUCUUAUUACAGACAAGGCGACAGCAGAGCUCAUUUCUCAUGUCCUACCUGGAAUUGUUUCACAGAUUGUGAACUUUGUUGUCUCAUCUAGAAACCUACACUUUUCCUUGCAUCUUCUAAUUCUUGAAUUAUUACGACAUUUGAUCGUCAAAGUGUUUAGUGAUUCUAACCUCGGAGUAGAGUCAGAGAAUGUGGAAACCGAGUUUAACACAUUAAUGGAAGUCAACAAAUUGUGGGAGAGUGGUAACCUUGAACAGGAGAUGCUGAAUGGAAAUGCAUCACAAAUUGCGAUUAAUAUUCCCGAAUCUACAAAGCAUAGAACUAUGUCUUGGCUAAAAGCUACGUCUAAACAAUUAAAGCUUUCGUUGAAUGUUUUAUUCAAAAAUCUUUUAUUAUCUUCUCAAGUGAACAAGGCAAAAUUCCGGAGCAAACCUAAAAUGGGAGAAAAGGUGAUUUCUUUCAUAGUCCAAAUAUGUGAGAAUUGUUUCUUGACAUUAUUCAAUGAAGUUGUUCCCUUAGGUCUUGAUGUACUUUCGGCAUUGAUAUCUUGCACUACAAUCGACGAUCCGCUUGUCGAAGCUACAGCUAUUGCAGAAUGCUCCAAGCUUAUCAUCGAUGCCUUAAAGCAAAGUAAAAGUCCGUCAAAGCACGGAACAAUGUUAUUUAAUUUGGUUCGAUUAAAAUUAGAGGAUCUAAUAGAUUCAAAAAUGACGACGGCACUAUUCUCCACAGAUGAGGAGAAAAUCAAUGCAUUCUUGGUUAGUAUGAAAAUCCAGCUUCAAAUAUUAUCUGAAUUAUCAGAAGUAACUUUUAUUGGUUCCGGAGACCUCUCUAGCAUGAGCUCUAGAGCUUUGAAGAGAUUAAAAGCAUCAAUAAUUGAGUGUCAUCAUUUCAGCACAAACAAGUCUUUGUCAAAAUCUGAAAGCUUUAAAUUCAGAGACUCUACCGAUGAAGAGUCCAAAGAUAAUAUGUUAGACAAUAUUGAAUUGCCUCCCUCCAUAAAUGCCAAGUAUAUUACAAAGAUUAACCCUCAAGGUAAUGGAUCGCAGUCCACUGAUGGUACUUACUCUUCCAACAUGAUGAUUUUAUCCAACAAAUUCGACAACAUACGGAACCUUAUAAAGCAAAAUGAUGGCUUCGAGAAUGCAGGAGUACUAGCCAAGACAUAUACAUCUAAAGUUGAAAGUAAGCUUCAGUCAUUUGUACGAUUUCUUGGCUCUUCCACAAAAGUUGAUUUAACAGUAGACUUCUUGGAUGAAUUCUUCGACCAAGACCCUACCAACUACUUUGAACAAAUUGACUUUUUGGGAAAAGCUAGAAGUCACUUCGAAUUGAGUAUUUCACUUUGGAUUGCAAAUAAUAUGUUAGCUAACAGCAAAAUUGAAUUGAAUCAUAACCGCGAAAUUGAUGAGUUCCUAAUUUCAGAUGAAUUGGAUCAUCUGGAUGUGCAAGUGGAUUCUCAUUCUGAGGAAGUCUGUUACUUUAUAAUGAGUAAAUCGCAAGACCAGAUCAAUGAGAUAUCCGAAAUCAUGAGUUUGAAUAAGUAUCUGAGAGAUGAAAUUCACUUGUACGAAACAUCUUAUGCUAUUGCACUAGACUCAAUUGGUACUUUGUCUAACUGUUUACCUUUUGAGGAUUUUCAGGCGGAUUAUCUCAUUGAAUACUUAUAUCCCUUGCUUGAGUCACUUACUUAUCAGUCCAAUCCACUAAUCCAGUCCCAUGGUCAAAACGCGGUAAAAAUGAUAAUUGAUAAUUACUACAAUGGAUCUUUAGAAGCAUUAAUCUUAGACAAUCUGGACUAUCUCAUAGAUAGUAUGAACAUUAGAUUAUCAGUCAUCACUAAUCUUACUCCAACUUUGCCAAAGUUACUCUUAUUGGUGAUGAAAAUAGCUGGAAUGAAAUUAUUGGAAAGAAAUGAAUUGAAUGAGAUUCUAACACAAAUGUUUAUACUUAUUGAUUCAUAUCAUGGGUAUUCCAUGAUUGUGGAGGGAUUCUUCAUCGUAUUUGAAGAGCUCAUCAAUCAAAUCAAGAAGGAGUAUCUAGUGGGGUCUGCUACGAAUUUAAAAGCCCAACCUAUAGGAGAUAAUUCAUCGAGUUUCAAGCCUUGGGGAAUGACAAAUAAGGAACAAUUAAUGAAACUCAUUGGCGAUGCGGAAAUCUUGGCUGGCACUACAGAAUAUGAUCUGAACAAGGAAUACUUUGUUAGGCAAGAGGGUGUUCCUUUUGGAGACCAGAUAGAAGAAACUCCUGAUUCUGACGAUGAAGAAUAUGACUCUGAUGAAAAUGGCUCAUCAGAGAAGGACGAGAAAAAGUGGACUUCAUCGGUACCCAAAACUACUUAUUUAUUGGUGCAAAGAAUAUUUAAAUAUGGAUUCAUGAUGCUAACUCAUCAAUCCCAAUCGGUCAAGAUUCAAAUUUUACGGGCCAUGAAACAGGCAUAUCCAGUUUUGUCCACCGAUCACAGCUUGUUAAUACCAAUAGUAACUGAAAAUUGGCCCGUAUUGUUUACAUUGAUAAGUGGUACUAAUUCAUUAACCACCUUCCAAGAGACUCAGACUUCGAAUUCUGAUUCCCAAAACCUUGUUCUUCCAGCUUUAGAAUUUGCUCAGGUAAUCCUAGACGAGGAUGAGGCACUGAGUGAGAGAUUUAUGGGCAGAAGGUUUGUUGAAUCAUGGGAGUUCUUGGUUAGUCAUAAUCAAUUAUUAAAAGAGGUAGCUCAGGAAAGUCAAUCGAUAGGACAAAACUCGUCAUCUGAAGUUACUGUUCCUAAAAGUAAAGCAUUGGCUCGUUCUAGAAUUGAUCCUAGAAUAUCUGCUGGCUAUGUGAAAUAUCUUUGGACUGGACUCAAAGCAUAUAAUAAAGUUAUUCCAGAUACUACCAGAUACAACAUGGUUAGGUUUGCAUAUGCCUUGGGUAUUCCGCCACAGCUUGAACAGCCUCAAGAAGUGAAGAAUACCGCAUGGAUAAUUAAGUUGGAGAAUGGAAAU
Messenger RNA from Suhomyces tanzawaensis NRRL Y-17324, 3606 nucleotides. RefSeq lists its product as uncharacterized. Gene Ontology annotation, cellular component: cytoplasm. Lineage: Eukaryota; Fungi; Ascomycota; Pichiomycetes; Serinales; Debaryomycetaceae. Gene Ontology annotation, biological process: chromatin remodeling. The transcript has a single exon. The annotation marks the transcript as partial. The record is from RefSeq and is a predicted model, not a curated record.